GAAAAUCUCCAAUAAAUGAUAGAUACAACGGCAAGCAGGUAAGAGAGAGAGAGACAGAGAGGGCGGCACGCUCGGCCUAUAAGUUCCGGUCACUCCACCGGGGAAUACAUGAGAGACUCAGAGAGAUGGAGUCGGAGCAGCCGUGGAGUCGUCUGGAGGGGAAGGUGGUAAUGGUGACGGGGGCAUCGUCCGGCAUCGGCCGAGAGCUGUGCAUCGACCUGGCCAAGGCCGGCUGCCACGUCGUCGCCGCUGCCCGAAGGACCGACCUCCUCAGCUCCUUAUGCGAGGAGGUUGCGGCGUUGACGACGCCGGAGCCUGGCAGAAUCGCGGCAGUAACGCUCGACAUCAGCCAGGACGGAGACGGGGUCGAUGCCGCCGUCCAAGCGGCGUGGGAAAUGUUCGGCAGGAUCGACGUUCUCGUCAACAAUGCUGGCGUUAGAGGUACUGUGUCUAACUCCUUAGAGUUGCGUGAGCAAGAAUGGGUUCAAACAAUGGAUACUAAUUUAAAGGGAACUUGGCUAGUAUCCAGGUCUUUCUGUAGACGUAUAUGUGAUUCAAAACUAAAGGGGUCUGUGGUGAACAUUUCUUCCAUUGGUGGCCUGAACCGUGGUCUUUUGCCUGGAGGAUUGGCUUAUGGCAUUUCAAAGACUGGAGUAAAUUUUAUGACAAAGUUGAUGGCUCUAGAGCUGGGAAGCUGCAACAUUAGAGUGAACAGCAUCGCCCCUGGAUUGUUCAAGUCUGGUAUCACUGCUGAGCUGAUGAAGAAAGAAUGGUUGACUACUGUUGGUGAGAAGAUUAAUCCUUUGAAAACUUUUGGCACCUCAGACCCUGCCUUGACUUCACUUGUUCGUUACCUGAUCCAUGACUCCUCCGACUAUGUGACCGGCAAUGUCUUCAUUGUUGAUGUUGGUGCUACUUUGGCCGGAAUACCUAUCUACUCUUCUCUAUGAUGAAUAUCCACCUAUUCUUCUCUCUGAUCCUCUCAUGUCAGGAAUGUCAAGGAACCUACCACUUUCAUGGAAGAGUCAAAGCCCGAAAAGAGAAAAAAGGGGUGGACAAGAGAUAGGAAAAGGAAAAGUAGCUUCGUACUGCAAAUGUUAUAGUUGUGUUUUUUAUUUUAUUCUUUUGGUAUUCCGAUUGUUGGAUUGUUAUAGGCAUGAUGCUUAGACAUUGAUGUUCAUGAAUGCUUAUGAGGAUGCAACUUUAAUACAAGUUCGACCAUACAUGAUGCCCGAGUUGUCAUUGUGUGUACUCAUAGGAGUACAGCCGUGCGUAGGCGACCUAUUUUUAUUUUGUGUUUGUAUUCCUAGAGAUAUCUCAUGUAAUGUACUCUGAAACAGACUCAGUUUUGUCUGCAACUUAGGUUGCUGGUCAGCAGCUAACUCUAUGCUAAUACGUCUUACAAUUAUUAGGGAAGUUCUCAAUUUUUAUUCA
Molecule: messenger RNA, 1434 nt
Organism: Nymphaea colorata (pocket water lily)
Lineage: Eukaryota; Viridiplantae; Streptophyta; Magnoliopsida; Nymphaeales; Nymphaeaceae
Exons: 3
Coding region: 126-950 (274 amino acids)
Source: RefSeq, a predicted model, not a curated record